UGAGUUCUGUCCGCACAGAAUGGAACCCAAUGGAUGUUUGCUUUGGCACCAAGCAACCUUACCAGAUAAUCACAGUGGAACAGUCCAUCAGUACAGACAAAGAGCACAUGGUUGACAGCUGCACCUACGAAUCUGUUCGGAACAAAAUCCAGUGUAUGUCAGUCACCAGGAUACCACUGAAAUCAAAGGCCAUUAGCUGCUGCAGAAGUGUUGCUGAAGACAAACUGAUUCUGGGCUGUGAAGAUUCUUCAAUAAUUCUUUAUGAAACUUACCGCAGAGUCACUCUCUUAGCCCAAGCUGAACUUUUACCUUCAUUAAUAAGCUGCCACCCAAGUGGUGCCAUUCUGCUAGUUGGCAGUAAUCAAGGAGAGCUGCAAAUUUUUGAUAUGGCUCUAUCUCCUAUUAACACCCAACUCUUGGCUGAAGACCGCUCACCCAGGGAGACUCUGCAAUUUAAUAAAUACUUUCAUGUUUCCAGCAGUCUUGUUGAAAUGCAGUGGAUAGCUCCUCCAGUUGUAUCUCAGAGACCUGAAAGUAUGGAAAUCUAUAAUCUCCUUUUCCUUAGAUUUGACAGAGGACCUUUAGGUGUACUUUUAUUUAAACUUGGUAUCUUCACACAAGGACAGUUGGGCCCAGUAGACAUAAUCUUCCAGUACAUUCAUUGUGAUGAGAUCUCUGAAGCAAUAAACAUCUUGAGCAGUAUGGACUGGGACAGUCUAGAUCACCAAUGCUUUAUCAGUAUGACUGCCAUUGUAAACCAUCUUCUUAGACAAAAGCUCACUCCAGAAAGAGAAGCACAGCUUGAGGCAAGCCUUGGAACCUUCUAUGCUCCAACAAGACCACUUCUGGAUACAACGAUAUUGAAAUAUAGAGACCAAAUUAGCAAAUAUGCGAGGAGAUUUUUCCAUCACUUACUCAGGUACCAGAGAUUUGAAAAGGCAUUUCUGUUAGCUGUUGACAUUGGUGCUCGUGACCUGUUUAUGGUGAGUCAUUCUCAAGUGAUGAUUUUGUGCCUUCAGUUCUAAGGCUGAGUAAGUUGUCAGCUUUUGUGGCCAUUAAAAAGGAUUAGUGUCAUUUGUGCCUUAGACACAUGUUGAGAAAGCAUUAUAACAUCUUGGCUUGUAGCUUUUUCUUCAUGGAACUGGUCAAUAACCAUCUAGUCUCUUUAUUGAUU
Molecule: messenger RNA, 1174 nt
Organism: Erinaceus europaeus (western European hedgehog)
Lineage: Eukaryota; Metazoa; Chordata; Mammalia; Eulipotyphla; Erinaceidae
Product: WD repeat-containing and planar cell polarity effector protein fritz homolog
Exons: 4
Coding region: 30-1025 (331 amino acids)
Biological process (GO): establishment of protein localization; nervous system development; cilium organization
Cellular component (GO): axonemal basal plate
Molecular function (GO): protein binding
Source: RefSeq, a predicted model, not a curated record